AUGAAUUUAAAGUUGGCUGGCUUGUCUUAUUGUGAAUUAAUCACCUUACGUGAUGAUCUCAAAACUGUUAGUCAACAAGUGUCUUCUUCAAUAUCCAGCCUCCGACAUACAUCUACAGCAAUUUCACGCUUAAAAACAGAUGUAUUAAAGGAGGAGAAAAAUGCUGGCAUAGCCCAUAAAACAUCUGAACAUGGACUGAGUAUUAAAAAUGAUAAUAAUGAACUGACAAGUUAUUUUAUGAAAAAGAUCUCUGAAUUUGAUACAAGAAUCCGAUUGUAUAAACAUGAGUUAGAGGUAUUUGAAGAGAAUGUGUAUUCUCAGCCAUUGACUCCUAUGACUCCACGAGACCUUCUUAAUAUUCUGCAUCUAAUCGAUCAUGAUUUUAUCAAUCUUGCUGCUCAGUUGUACACUACACAUGAAAACAUAAAGGCAAUAAAAUCAAACUACUUAAAAAAGUAUCGUAUGUGUUAUGGUUCAGCCCGCAAUCCAUUCGGCGAUAAUGAUGACUUUCAUUUCAAGAGUCAAAUAGAAGUUGAUAAUUUAUUUGGAACAGGAUUAAGUAAGGGAAAAAUCGGUUCAUCAUUCUCCACUCCAUAUGGUCCUUCUCCAUUCCCAACAUCAGAAACACCUACUACAUCCAAUUCAAUCGGUAGUGUUGAAAAAACUUCAAUUAUUCCGUCGGCACCUUCUACUACAACUUCAAGCAGUGUAUUGUCGAAUCAGCAGUUUGGUAUAACUUCAUCUUUCCAGCCUGCAUCCUCCGUACUUUCACAAAUAGGUUCAUUGACUGGUGGAGCUCCUGCUUUGAAUUCAACUGUUACAACAGGUUUAGUCAAACCAGCAUUCGGAUUUCAAUCACCACUAACUACUUCAACAACAAGUUCUGUUGGUAAAAUUGGACUAUAA
Molecule: messenger RNA, 906 nt
Organism: Schistosoma intercalatum
Lineage: Eukaryota; Metazoa; Platyhelminthes; Trematoda; Strigeidida; Schistosomatidae
Source: the annotation of a GenBank genome assembly